AUGGGGCUGGGAGGAAGGAUGCGCCUGAGCCGCGUCUGCUGCGUGUUCUACCAGCUGUGCGUGCUGUCAAGCGGGCUCGGCGCAGGUCUCCAUGCUUCAGAAGAGACUGAGGAGUGGGAGAUUGUCUUCCCUGCACUGUGGAGCCCAGGCCAGCAGGAGCCAACGGGUGGCAGUGGUGGUGGUGGGGGUUGCAACAUUGACCCCAGUAGUGGGAACCAAAGCAGCACUUUCAGUGCCCCAGUCACACCUAGCCUAGUGGCUGGCAGCUCCCGUGAGGUGCGUUCAGUCUCCUCCUCGGUGGAUGGGCAGGUGCAGGCUGUAGGGGAGGCAGCAGAGGAAGAGGACACUGAGGAUGAGUAUGAGUCUCAGGAGUUUUAUCACUGGUCUCCCCUGCCCCAGGGGUCUGGUGCUGCCUCUCAGUUGCCAACACCACCAUCUCCCCCACCACCACCUCCAGCAGAGGAUGGAGAUGAAGUGCUGGUGAGGAUCCCAGCUUUUGCUCGGGAACUCUACCUGCUGCUCAAGAGGGACAGCCGCUUCCUGGCUCCUGGCUUUGCUGUUGAAGAACGGCUUGGGCGUGAGGGCAAAAGUUCACCCAGUGCCACACAGUCGCAACCUGAGAGAGCUUGUUACUACAGUGGUGCUGUCCUCCGCUACCCGGGCUCCUUCGCCUCCUUCAGUACCUGUGGUGGACUGAUGGGGUUUAUACAGAUUAAUGAGGACUUCAUAUUUAUUGAGCCACUCAAUCGUACUUUGGCUGUGACAGGACAUGCACACAGGGUGUACAGACGAAAAAGAUCCAUAGAGGAGAAAAUUUCUGAAAAGCCACCUUCUCAGAACCAGUACUGUGGUGUUGUUACAGAUAAAAGAAAAUCCAAGACUCAAAAAGUGUCUGAAAGUGGAAGAGGAAAGCGAUACUCUUACAAGUUGCCUCAGGAGUACAACAUAGAAACCGUCGUGGUGGCAGAUCCAGCUAUGGUUUCCUAUCAUGGAACAGAUGCUGCCAGAAGAUUUAUUCUAACCAUCUUAAACAUGGUUUUUAAUCUUUUCCAACAUAAAAGUCUAGGAUUACAAGUAAAUCUUCGGGUGACUAAACUUGUCCUUCUUCAUGAGACUCCAGCAGAUAUGUAUAUUGGACAUCAUGGUGAAAAAAUGCUGGAAAGCUUCUGUAAAUGGCAACAUGAAGAAUUUGGCAAGAAGAACGAUAUACACUUAGAAAUGUCGACAAGCUGGGGAGAAGACAUGACUUCAGUUGAUGCAGCCAUACUGAUAACAAGGAAGGAUUUCUGUGUACAUAAGGAUGAACCAUGUGAUACUGUUGGUAUAGCAUACCUGAGUGGAAUGUGCAGUGAAAAACGAAAAUGUAUAAUUGCAGAGGACAAUGGUCUGAAUCUGGCUUUUACAAUUGCCCAUGAAAUGGGUCACAACAUGGGGAUAAACCAUGACAAUGACCACCCAUCCUGUGCAGAUGGUGUCCAUAUCAUGUCUGGGGAAUGGAUUAAAGGACAGAAUCUUGGGGAUGUUUCAUGGUCUCAGUGCAGCAGAGAAGAUCUGGAAAGAUUUCUCAGGUCAAAGGCCAGUAACUGUCUGGUACAGACAAAUCCUCAGAGCCUCAGUUCUGUGAUUAUUCCCUCUAAGCUCCCAGGAAUGAUGUACACUGCAGAUGAGCAGUGUCAGAUUCUUUUUGGACCAACUGCUUCCUUUUGCCAAGAAAUGCAGCAUGUCAUUUGCACUGGGUUGUGGUGUAAGGUGGAAAGUGAGAAGGAAUGCAAAACUAAACUGGAUCCACCAAUGGAUGGAACAGAUUGUGGCACUGGAAAGUGGUGUAAGGCUGGAGACUGUAUCAAUCGGAUCUCUUUCACGGAGCAUAUGGAGGGGGAGUGGAGCGCAUGGAGCACUUGUAGCCGUACUUGCAACACUGGAAUCAGCAGUCGACAACGCAAAUGCCCUGGUUCAGGCCUUGAAGGACAGUGUCAUGGGCCCACAAUGCAGUAUAGGGUAUGUGAAAAUCCUUCUUGUCCUGCUGGUGUACCUGCCUUUAGGGACUGGCAGUGCCAAGCUUUCAGUGUCAGAUCUUCAUAUCAGAAGCAUGUGCACCAGUGGCAAGCUAUCAUUGAUGAUGAAAAGCCAUGUGCUUUAUUCUGUUCACCGGCUGGAAAGGAUGAACCUGUUCUUCUGACAGAAAAGGUGAUGGACGGGACGUCCUGUGGCCAGCAUGGACUAGAUGUCUGUGUAGAUGGUAGAUGCCAGAAAUUUGGCUGUGAUGGUAUAUUAGGAUCUCUGGCUCGUGAAGAUCAUUGUGGUAUAUGCAAUGGUAAUGGAAAGUCAUGCAAAGUUAUUAAAGGUGAUUUUAACCAUACCAGAGGAGCAGGUUAUGUGGAAGCUUUGGUAAUACCUGCAGGAGCAAGGAGAAUCAAAGUUGUGGAAGAAAAACCAGCUCAUAGUUAUUUAGCUCUUAGGGAUGCUGGAAAACAGUCAAUCAAUAGUGAUUGGAAGAUAGAGCAUUCUGGAACAUUCAAUAUUGCUGGGACCACAGUCCAUUAUGUUCGGAGAGGUCUCUGGGAGAAAAUAUCAGCCAAAGGUCCCACAACAUCACCCUUACAUUUACUGGUGCUGCUCUUCCACGAUCAGAGCUAUGGUUUACACUAUGAAUACACAAUCCCAUUGGAUCCUCUCCCUGAAAAUCAGAGCUCUAAAGUACCAGAGCCCCUUUUCAUGUGGACACAUUCUACUUGGGAAGACUGUGAUGCUGUAUGUGGAGGAGGUGAAAGAAAGACAACAGUCUCUUGCACAAAGAUUAUGAACAAGAAUAUCAGUCUUGUGGACAGCAAGAAGUGCAAAUAUUUAACAAAACCUGAACCACAGAUCCGUAAGUGCAAUGAACAGCCCUGCCAGACAAGAUGGAUGAUGACAGAAUGGACACCAUGUUCAAGGACAUGUGGAAAAGGAACCCAGAACAGACAAGUAGCCUGCACACAGCAGCUCAGAAAUGGGACCCUGAUCAGAGCUAGGGAGAAGGAUUGUCUGGGGCCAAAGCCUGCUUCUGCACAGCGCUGUGAAGGCCAGGACUGCAUGACAGUGUGGGAGGCAGGAGUUUGGUCUGAGUGCUCUGUAAAGUGUGGUAAGGGAGUACGGCAUCGGACUGUGAGGUGCACCAAUCCACGCAAAAAAUGUGUUUUGUCCACAAGACCUAAAGAAGCAGAGGACUGUGAGGACUAUUCCAAAUGCUAUGUCUGGAGAAUGGGAGACUGGUCUAAGUGCUCCGUCACAUGUGGCAAAGGAAUGCAAUCUCGAGUCAUCCAGUGCAUGCACAAGAUCACAGGAAGGCAUGGCAAUGAAUGCUUUUCUUCAGAAAAGCCUGCAGCCUACAGACCCUGUCAUCUCCAUCCCUGCAAUGAGAAAAUUAAUGUUAAUACAAUAACAUCACCCAGGUUAGCUGCUUUGACAUUCAAGUGCCUAGGAGACCAGUGGCCUGUGUACUGCAGAGUGAUAAGAGAGAAGAACCUCUGUCAAGACAUGAGGUGGUAUCAGCGAUGCUGUGAGACGUGCAGGGACUUUUAUGCUCAAAAAAUGCAACAAAAAAGCUGACCUCAGUCAGGCUGGCUGUCUCUCAGCUCUUUGCAAUCUUACUAUUUAUAAACACACACACACACACACACACACACACAGGCUUUUUCAGACCAAAUAUUAUCAGAUUACAUAUAAUUUAAUCAAAUUAAUUUAUUUUUGCCUGCCAGACAUCAUUAAUGGUUUUGGUUAAACAGCCAACAUUUUUUUAUACAUUAUCAGAAUUUUAAAAAAAUAGUAACUAGUAUUUUAAAUGUUUAUUUUCAGUAAGGCCAUCUGUUGCAAAAAAAAAAAAAAAAGAACUCAUGUUAUCUUGAAUUUAUUUUAAU
Vidua macroura (Pin-tailed whydah) is the source of this 3896-nucleotide messenger RNA. RefSeq names its product ADAM metallopeptidase with thrombospondin type 1 motif 19 (gene ADAMTS19). Gene Ontology annotation, cellular component: extracellular matrix. Lineage: Eukaryota; Metazoa; Chordata; Aves; Passeriformes; Viduidae. The record is from RefSeq and is a predicted model, not a curated record. The transcript has 23 exons. Bases 1 to 3588 code for a protein of 1195 amino acids. Gene Ontology annotation, biological process: extracellular matrix organization; proteolysis. Gene Ontology annotation, molecular function: metalloendopeptidase activity.